Molecule: messenger RNA, 1970 nt
Organism: Ricinus communis (castor bean)
Lineage: Eukaryota; Viridiplantae; Streptophyta; Magnoliopsida; Malpighiales; Euphorbiaceae
Product: laccase-17
Exons: 6
Coding region: 60-1796 (578 amino acids)
Biological process (GO): lignin catabolic process
Cellular component (GO): apoplast
Molecular function (GO): hydroquinone:oxygen oxidoreductase activity; copper ion binding
Source: RefSeq, a predicted model, not a curated record
AAAUCUAUGUUUACUUAGUGGAUGAGUCCUAAUCCUUUCUCUAAGAGAGGAAGAAAAGAAUGGGUGUUUCUCUUCUUCCAUCAGCACCAUUCAUGGGACAUUUUCUCCUUGUAUUUAUCACUUUGUGUCUCUAUUAUGAGCUUACAGUGGCUAUUACCAGGCACUACAAGUUUGAUAUCAUGGAGCAAAAUGUGACGAGACUUUGCCACACAAAGACCAUGGUAACAGUUAAUGGACAAUUCCCAGGGCCUCGCAUUGUUGCCAAGGAAGGUGAUCGUCUUCUUAUUCAAGUGACUAACCAUGUAAAACACAAUAUUUCCAUCCAUUGGCAUGGAAUUCGACAACUUCGAAGUGGGUGGGCUGAUGGACCGGCAUAUAUUACUCAAUGCCCUAUACAAACUGGACAGAGCUAUGUGUACAACUACACUAUUGUAGGACAAAGAGGCACGCUUUGGUGGCAUGCCCAUAUUUCCUGGUUAAGAACAACUGUCUAUGGUCCCAUAAUCAUUCAUUCCAAGAGUAGCAUUCAUCACCCAUUUGUCAAGCCUAACAAGGAAGUUCCAAUCAUCUUUGGGGAGUGGUUUAAUGCAGAUCCUGACGCCGUCAUUAAGGAGGCACUUAAAACAGGUGGUGGCCCUAAUGUCUCUGAUGCUUAUACCAUUAAUGGAUUUCCAGGACCAUUAAGUAAUUGUUCUACCAAAGAUACUUACAGGCUACACGUGAAGCCGGGGAAGACAUAUAUGCUUCGCCUGAUCAAUGCUGCACUCAACGAUGAGCUGUUUUUCAGCAUAGCAAACCACACACUAACUGUAGUUGAGGUUGAUGCUGUUUAUGUGAAACCUUUUCAUACUCAAAUCCUUGUUAUUGCUCCUGGCCAAACCACAAAUGUUCUUCUACAGACCAAACCUCACUACCCGGAGGCCACAUUUUUCAUGACUGCUAGACCUUAUGCAACUGGCCAAGGCACUUUUGACAAUUCAAGUGUUGCUGCCAUCUUACAAUAUAAAGCAACAUCUAAAUCUAAUCGUUCAAAUAAAAAGAUUCCACUCUUUAAACCAAGUUUACCUGCACUCAAUGAUUCCUCAUUUGUUAUGAAAUACACGAACAAACUUCGUAGCCUAGCAAGUGAAGAAUUCCCUGCCAAUGUGCCUCAAAGGAUUGACAGGCGAUUUUUCUUUACAAUUGGACUUGGAACAAAGCCAUGUCCUAGAAACGAAACAUGUCAAGGACCAAAUGGAGCAAAGUUUGCAGCUUCUGCUAAUAAUGUUUCUUUUACAAUGCCAACUAAAGCUCUACUCCAGUCCCACUUCUUGGGUCAAGCAAAGGGUGUUUACACACUUGAUUUUCCAAGAACUGUAUUAUUUCGUUUCAAUUAUACAGGCAAUCCACCAAAUAAUACAAUGGUGAGCACAGGAACAAAGGUAGUAAAGCUUCAUUUCAACACUAGUAUAGAGCUUAUCAUGCAGGACACGAGCAUACUUGGUGUUGAAAGUCAUCCUCUCCACUUGCAUGGUUUCAAUUUCUUUGUUGUUGGCCAAGGUUUUGGCAACUUUGACCCAAAGAAGGACCCUUCGAAAUUCAAUCUUGUCGACCCUGUUGAAAGGAAUACUGUUGGUGUACCUUCUGGUGGGUGGAUUGCAAUUCGGUUUCUAGCAGACAACCCAGGAGUAUGGUUCAUGCAUUGCCAUUUGGAAGUGCAUACAAGCUGGGGUUUGAAGAUGGCUUGGGUGGUCAACGAUGGGAAACAUCCAAACCAGAAGCUGCUUCCUCCACCUGCUGAUCUUCCCAAUUGCUGAUAUUCCAACUUCUGCUUAGUGCCUAGCUAGGCUAGAAUCCCCGAUUAUAAUAUUUCUUUCCUUCAUUUAUUCUUGUUAUUUUUUAUUAAUUGCAUUUAAAAAAAAAAUAGAAUUCCUUAUUGUAGCCAUCAAUUUUCAUGUCAGUGAUGAAAUUGGGAUGCUUUUAGUGAGUCA